This is a messenger RNA of Symsagittifera roscoffensis, 1521 nucleotides long. RefSeq names its product ankyrin repeat domain-containing protein 13C-like. Bases 1 to 1521 code for a protein of 506 amino acids. The record is from RefSeq and is a predicted model, not a curated record. Lineage: Eukaryota; Metazoa; Xenacoelomorpha; Acoela; Convolutidae. Gene Ontology annotation, cellular component: cytoplasm. The transcript is spliced from 9 exons. Gene Ontology annotation, molecular function: protein binding.
AUGGGAGCAUACCCGACUAAAGAAUCGAUUGCCUCCAACUUCUUUGCUGAUGCGAAGGAGACUACGGGUGAGUCAGGGGCGGAAGGACAGCCCCCGUCGCCCUCUAGCGGCAUCGAGGAUUCAAUGGAUGCUGCUGACAGGAAGACGCCAACCCUGUGGAAGUCUAUGACUACAAUGGCUAAGACAGGGUGGACCAACCUUACCAACGACAACUCCCCCCAGGAGCUGGAGAAUGCAGACCCAUACGAACUGAACAGAGACGUGUUCGACAACAACAUGGAAAAACUGAGGAAUGUAUGGACGAACGACAGUUGCAGGGACAAGUUAAACAGCAGCCUCAAGAUCCACGAUGUGCAUGGCCUCUCCCCACUGCAUCUGGCGUUCCGCAUGGGCAGACUGGAGUACUUGAAGUUGUUUCUGGACAAGGCCGACCCCCAGUUCUUCCACAUAUCCACCAAGGCCCCUCCCCCUUUGAGGUGGACAGUGUUGGAUGAGGCUGUAGUGCUGGGAAACAGGGAAUUCAUCAAAGCUGUACUGAAGCUUCGAACCAAACACUCUUCGCAAGUUGCCGAUGACAAGUGUCCGUUUGCAGAGAAGGUUCUGGACGGAACUAACGACGCUUACUUCCAGAUCAAGUGGCGAGUCAAGUCGUGGAUUCCACUGGUGUCUCGGUUUCUGCCGAACGACACAGUCACUGUGUUCAAGAAAGGGUCUUCUAUUCGACUGGAUACUGGGCUGAGCUUGGGCCACACAACGAUUCUCUACAACACGGAAAAGUAUGGCAAAAACUGCAUAUUGGUGAUCGACCGAGUUCGCAAUCUGUACAAGAAAGAACACUUCGACAAAGAGCCAACUGACGAAAUGCUGGAGGAGAAGAUUACUGACUUGUUGAGCAAACCAGUUGAGAAUAUUAGUUUGUGUUCCAAGGAGGUUAAAUUCGCAGCUGAGACAAAGAGGGGAAAACUGAAGUUUGAACAGAUAGGCCAGUACGAUACUUUAAUGUACAAAUGGGCAGGGGUGAAGUUGACAGUACACAAGAGACAUGAACACUUGGACCCCGAGUUGGUCAAAGAACUCAAGGACAAAUCGAAAAAGAGCUCAGGAUUCACGUCGGCUGAGAAGAAUCUGCAACCCCCCAAAGAGGCGACUGGUUCUUUCGAACAGUACAUGGCCAGAAAGUGCUAUGUCGGAAGAACUAUGAAGGUCAUAACAUGGGAGAAACAACUGAAAGGAUCUUUAGCUAUGACUGAUACCUUCCCAGUGUCAGCCGAGAGUCUCGUCAACUUCCUCAAAGUGGACUCGGAGGAAAUGCGCAAACUGCUCAAAGACAUGGCCGAAUAUUUCACUCGGGCAGUUCCGUUUCCGCCAGGGUUCCCAGUGUACCUGGAACUACCGGUGAUUCCGACAACCAAGUUUUACAUAAAGAUGGAUAAUUUCUUAUGGGGGCUGCCCAAAGAAGUCGAGGAAGAUCCGGACUUCUUCAAAAUACCCGAGGGCUGUGAACUUGUUGAAGAGCUGUAA